Messenger RNA from Boeremia exigua, 1392 nucleotides. Its product is annotated as zinc metallo protein-like proteinase. The coding region runs from base 240 to 1271 and encodes 343 amino acids. The transcript has a single exon. Gene Ontology annotation, molecular function: protein binding; proteasome binding. The record is from RefSeq and is a predicted model, not a curated record. NCBI's taxonomy places the organism in Eukaryota, Fungi, Ascomycota, Dothideomycetes, Pleosporales, Didymellaceae.
GUGGAUAAUGCUUCAGCGUUCCAGUCCAUCGUGAGCUCAACAUCGGUCGGAGUUAGGCUGACAAAUCUCCGUGGCGUUCACAUGGAAGCGUCGCGAACGUCACGACAGACCGAGCGCCACGACUAAUCAUCAGCAAGUAGCUGCGAAGCCUCAUAUCUUGAUCACCUACUAAUACCAUUACUUAUCCACAGCACAGCAGCUCCCUCACGUUGUUUUAAUACGAACACCUCGGCGUCGCCAUGGACGCGCCACACGAUAAUGCGAACGCCGACGAGAUUCAGAUCACACUGACACACCACGGAAAGCCAGUCCCACUUUCCUUCGCACAAGAUGCCACAAUAUCAGACCUCUCGAACACAAUAGCGGAGCAGCUGUACAUACCGUCGUCGAAUCAGAAGCUGCUCAUUGGCGGCAAGCUGGGGCUGCAGAAGCCGCCUUUCAAGGAUCCAUCGCUGCCUUUGAGCGACUUCAACACCAAGAAGAUCACUCUCAUGGGCAGCACGACUGCCGAAGUCUCCUCUCUCAACGCCACAAUAUCCGCCGCGUCCGCCCCACGCCGACAGGGCCCCAUCAAAGCCGCCACACCCGCGCGAAACCGCGACUACAAACGCAUCCAAGAAGAGGCGCAAUACACAUUCCACACCCUCCGCCCCCUACCGUACCUUCCACGGCCCGAGCGCAGUCUAGCGUUUCUCGAGCGCCUGCGCGACGACGCAGGCAUCAAGGCCGCGAUGCGCACACACAAAUUCAGCGUCCCGCUGCUCACCGAGAUGGACCCGGCCAUGCACACAACCCAAGAGAGCCGCACGCUGGGGCUGAACCGCAACAAGGGCGAGGUCAUCGAGCUGCGGCUGAGAACCGAUGCGUACGACGGGUAUCGCGACUACAAAACGAUUCGGAACACGCUGUGUCACGAGCUGGCGCACAAUGUGUGGGGGCCGCACGAUCGCAAUUUCUGGAACCUGUGUAAGCAGAUUGAGAAGGAGGUUGCGAGGGAUGACUGGCGGAGUGGAGGGCAUAGCGUGAGUAACCAGGAGUUCUAUGAGCCGAGUGAGGAGGAGAUGGAUAUGUGCGAUCAUGGUGGAUGGACUGGGGGUGAGUUCGUGCUGGGAAGUGGAGGAGACGGAGGUACACUAGUUAGCAGCGCUGGUGGGAGCGUCGCCACUGGAAGCCUGAACCGGAGAGAGGUUCUAGCGAAGGCGGCAGAGGAGAGAGCAAAGAGAGCGAAGCAGGUUGAGGAAGAAAGUAGAGGUGCCGAUUCGGCUUCGUAGACCUCUGUUAGAUCGCCCUCAAAGUGCUUGAGUGGUCAAUGUCUGCGUUAGCUUGCAUACAUGUGCUUAUAUCCCAAUUCUUGGGCCUUAUUUAAUCAAAUUCAUCUACUUCUUCUCGCAA